Messenger RNA from Piliocolobus tephrosceles (Ugandan red Colobus), 1719 nucleotides. RefSeq names its product plexin-B3-like. The transcript is spliced from 6 exons. The coding region runs from base 193 to 1692 and encodes 499 amino acids. Gene Ontology annotation, molecular function: protein binding; semaphorin receptor activity. The record is from RefSeq and is a predicted model, not a curated record. Gene Ontology annotation, cellular component: semaphorin receptor complex; plasma membrane. NCBI's taxonomy places the organism in Eukaryota, Metazoa, Chordata, Mammalia, Primates, Cercopithecidae. Gene Ontology annotation, biological process: regulation of GTPase activity; regulation of cell migration; negative regulation of cell adhesion.
CCUGGCCAGGCUUGUUGGGAUGAGUCGGGCUGGGCACGAUUGCAUUGUGGGGAGGGAGGCCGGGGCUCCGUAAGACGUGCUCCUGGCACUGCCAGCUACUACUUGGCCCUCGCUGGUGGCCCGCCAGGACAAUGCCCCCCCACAGCCAUCUCAUGCCCAUCGCCACUGCCCUGGGGCAGCUGAACUGAGCGGAUGUGCCACGCCACCCAGGAGAGCCCUCUGCUGCACCACUUCAUGGUCCCCGUGAUGGCUCGCUGGCCUCCCUUCGGCCUCUGCCUCCUCCUGCUGCUGCUGUCCCCACCGCCACUGCCCUUGACAGGGGCCCAUCGCUUCUCCGCACCUAACACCACUCUCAACCACUUGGCACUGGCGCCUGGCCGAGGCACACUCUAUGUCGGCGCUGUGAACCGCCUCUUCCAGCUCAGCCCUGAGCUGCAGCUCGAGGCCAUGGCUGUCACUGGCCCUGUCAUCGACAGCCCCGACUGCGUGCCCUUCCGUGACCCGGCUGAGUGCCCACAGGCUCAGCUCACUGACAAUGCCAACCAGCUGCUGCUGGUGAGCAGCCGUGCCCAGGAACUGGUGGCCUGCGGGCAGGUGCGGCAGGGUGUGUGUGAGACACGGCGCCUCGGGGAUGUGGCCAAGGUGCUGUACCAGGCCGAGGACCCUGGUGAUGGGCAGUUUGUGGCUGCCAAUACCCCGGGAGUGGCCACGGUGGGGCUGGUGGUGCCCUUGCCCGGCCAGGACCUCCUGCUUGUGGCCAGAGGCCUGGCGGGCAAGCUGUCGGCAGGGGUGCCACCCCUGGCCAUCCGCCAGCUGGCAGGGCCUCAGCCCUUCUCCAGCGAGGGCCUGGGCCGCCUGGUGGUAGGCGACUUCUCCGACUACAACAACAGCUACGUGGGGGCCUUUGCCGACGCCCGCUCCGCCUACUUUGUGUUCCGCCGCCGUGGGGCCCGGGCCCAGGCUGAGUACCGCUCCUACGUGGCCCGCGUCUGCCUGGGGGACACCAACCUGUACUCCUAUGUGGAGGUCCCCCUCGCCUGCCAGGGCCAGGGCCUCAUCCAGGCCGCCUUCCUUGCCCCGGGCACCUUGCUAGGGGUGUUUGCCGCGGGCCCAGGGGGCACCCAGGCGGCGCUCUGCGCCUUCCCCAUGGCAGAGCUGGGUGCCAGCAUGGAGCAGGCCCGGAGACUUUGCUACACGGCAGGCGGCCGGGGCCCCAGCGGCGCAGAGGAAGCCACCGUGGAGUACGGCGUCACGUCGCGCUGUGUCACCCUGCCCCUUGACUCCCCCGAGUCGUACCCCUGCGGCGACGAACACACCCCCAGCCCUAUUGCCGGCCGCCAGCCCCUGGAGGCCCAGCCUCUGCUGAAGCUUGGGCAGCCGGUCAGCGCCGUGGCAGCCCUCCAGGCAGACGGGCACAUGAUAGCCUUCCUAGGGGACACCCAGGGCCAGCUGCACAAGGUCUUUCUCCACGGCUCCCAGGGCCAGGUUUACCACUCCCAGCAAGUGGGGCCUCCAGGCUCAGCCAUCAGCCCAGACCUGCUGCUGGACAGCAGUGACAGUCACCUCUAUGUCCUGACUGCUCACCAGGUGGACCGGAUAGCUGUGGCGGCCUGUCCCCAGUUCCCUGACUGUGCCAGCUGCCUCCAGGCCCAGGACCCGCUGUGUGGCUGGUGUGUCCUCCAGGGCAGGUGAGCACGGGGCCUGUGCCUAUGCUCGGGC